AUGUCGGACGUCGUCGAUCCCCUCGACUCCCUCCCCUCGGCGAUCCUCGCCGAUGUCCUCGGCCGCGUCGCGGACGCCGGGGACAUCGCGGCUUCCCGCCUCGCCUCGCGCGCGCUGCUCGCCGCCUCCUACCACUGCCCCCGCGUCCGCCUCAGCGCGGCCGCCCGCGCGCGCCGCCUCCGCGGGCGCGGGGGCGGGGACGGCGCGACCGCCUUCCGCUUGGCCGCCGCGAACGUCGCCUCGCUCCUCGGGACGCACCUUCGCUCCCUCGCGCUCGACGCGUCCCAAGGGCAUGGCUGCCCCGAUCAAGCGAUUUGGGCGAAGCACGCGGAGUUCGACGAGGCCAACGACCUGCACCUCACCAGCGGCGAGUCCGUGGCGGCGUGGGCGGCCACUGCCGCUGGCCUCGUCCUCCGGGAGGUGGACAUCGCCGACUUCUGGCCGCAGUCGUGCUGGCGGAAGGCGGAGGCGCUCCCCGUCAUCUCCCGUUUAUGUCAUAAUCUUUCAACACUGAGGCUGAGAAAGGCAUGGCUAUCUGUUGAUGGGCUCAGGAUAAUGCCAAAUCUGACUCAUCUGGCACUUGAGUCCAUUAGAUUAGAUGACGAGAACCUCAGCACAUUGAAUGAGUGCUUCCCUUGCCUUCAUACUCUCAAUCUUAUUGGAGUUGGGGGGCUCAAGGACCCCAAGAUUCACCUUCCUCAGCUGAAGAAUUGCCACUGGGAGGUAUCAGAUGUUCCACGGUCUUUAGCUAUCCAUGCCCCUAACUUGGUUUAUCUUGAGUUGAAGUGUGUUCGACCAGGAAUCCUCAUUCUAGAUACUCCAUCCGUGUCCACUCUCAAACUCACCAUAGAUAAACUUGGCCCUACCGUCCAAGUCGAUGGCCUUGUGAAUCUGAAAAACCUUCGGAUAGAGUCAUCGGAUCUAAAUUCCCUCUUGAGGCUGUUUUCAGAGAGUCGAGAUGUCAGGACACUAGAUCUUGAGCUACCUGCUUCUGCAGGCCGCAGUGAGCUUUACGAAGCGGUGGAGCCUGAGCUGUUUUCAAGAGCCACCGAAGUGAAGCUGUCGCCGAGGUUUUCAUAUGAACUGAUGAGGCGCAUUGUGUUCUCCAUGACCAGUUAUGACUGCCGAAGCUGUCUGAGGAAACUUCUGGUUCAUAUGCCGCCAUCCAUCCUUACUGCUUGCCCGUUCAUACCCUUGAUCAACAACUGCGUGCCGUUGUGCGAGGUGACUGUUCUUUUCCAUGCGGAUUCCAGUGAUGCCACUCGCCAAGCUGCUGCAUCCUCUUGGCCGCUGCGUUUUCCAGACAUCACUUGGCAAUGGGGUACUUGGCAGUAA
Molecule: messenger RNA, 1335 nt
Organism: Triticum turgidum subsp. durum (durum wheat)
Lineage: Eukaryota; Viridiplantae; Streptophyta; Magnoliopsida; Poales; Poaceae
Source: the annotation of a GenBank genome assembly